Molecule: messenger RNA, 1127 nt
Organism: Trichechus manatus latirostris (Florida manatee)
Lineage: Eukaryota; Metazoa; Chordata; Mammalia; Sirenia; Trichechidae
Gene: BDKRB1
Product: bradykinin receptor B1
Exons: 1
Coding region: 1-1065 (354 amino acids)
Biological process (GO): response to mechanical stimulus; G protein-coupled receptor signaling pathway; calcium-mediated signaling
Cellular component (GO): membrane; external side of plasma membrane
Molecular function (GO): bradykinin receptor activity; C-C chemokine binding; C-C chemokine receptor activity
Source: RefSeq, a predicted model, not a curated record
AUGGCAUCCCAGUCCCUUCUGGAGUUCCCAUUCCCCAACCAGAGUCAGCUGUUCCCUCCAAACACCACGUCUUGUGAAAAUGCACAGGGAGCCUGGGACUUGCUGCACAGGGUGGGGCCAACACUCAUCAUCACCAUCUGCUUCUUCGGCCUCUUGGGAAACUUCUUUGUCCUGUCCGUCUUCCUCCUGCCCCGGCGGCGUCUGAACGUGGCGGAAAUCUACCUGGCCAACCUGGCGGCUUCUGACCUGGUGUUUGUCCUGGGCUUGCCAUUCUGGGCAGAGAACAUCUGGAAUGAGUUCAACUGGCCUUUUGGGGUCGUUCUCUGCCGCGUGGUCAACGGGGUCAUCAAGGCCAACUUGUUCAUCAGCAUCUUCCUGAUGGUGGCCAUCAGCCAGGACCGCUACCAUGUGCUGGUGUACCCCCUGGCCAGCUGGAGGAGGAGGCGGCGACUACAGGCCCAGGCCACCUGUGCCCUCAUCUGGGCAGUGGGAGUACUCUUAAGUGUCCCCACAUUCUUGCUGCGAACCGUCAAUGACAUCCCCGAUCUGAACAUCUCGGCCUGUGUGCUGCAGUUCCCCCAUGAGACGUGGGCCUGGCACGUUGCGAGGAUGGUGGAGUUGAACGUGCUGGGUUUCCUCCUGCCACUGGCUGCUAUUGUCUUCUUCAACUACCACAUCCUGGCCUCCCUGCGCAGACGGGCGGAGGUACACAGGAUGAGGCGCGGGGAGCCCAUGAACAGCAAGACCACAGCGCUGAUCCUCACGCUCGUCAUCACAUUCCUGGUGUGCUGGACCCCUUACCACUUCUUUGCCUUCCUGGACUUCCUGUUCCGGGUGCAGGUCCUCCAUGGCUGCUUCUGGGAGGACUUCUCGGACCUGGGCCUGCAGUAUGCCAACUUCUUUGCUUUCAUCAACAGCUGCCUGAAUCCAGUGAUUUAUGUCUUCAUGGGCCGGCUUUUCCGGACCAAGGUAUGGGAGCUUUAUAAGUGGUGUACCCCUGGAAGUGCAGCUCCCAUGUCCCCGACCCAUAGGAAAGAGAUCCUCCAACUUUUCUGGCGGAAUUAAAAUAACAGUGAAUCAAGAAGCUUAGUGUCCUUAUACAUUAUUUCUACACAAUAAAUAGUACU